Ctenocephalides felis (cat flea) is the source of this 1128-nucleotide messenger RNA. Its product is annotated as zinc finger protein OZF-like. Gene Ontology annotation, molecular function: DNA-binding transcription factor activity, RNA polymerase II-specific; RNA polymerase II cis-regulatory region sequence-specific DNA binding. Gene Ontology annotation, biological process: regulation of DNA-templated transcription. The record is from RefSeq and is a predicted model, not a curated record. The transcript has a single exon. NCBI's taxonomy places the organism in Eukaryota, Metazoa, Arthropoda, Insecta, Siphonaptera, Pulicidae. Bases 1 to 1128 code for a protein of 375 amino acids.
AUGGUAAUGAUAUCCAAAUUCAGCAAAACUGUGUGCGAUGCCAAUGAAUAUUUUCAGAAAUGUUUAGAUUUGGAUACACAUAACAUUAAAUCUUUUAUACAAGAAAGUAAUAAUAAUAAAACUAUGAAUGAACUUACAGCUGAUGACGUGAUACAAAACUUAUCACAAAUUGAAGGAUUACAUAUUGAGAAAAUUUCAAAUGUUUGUGAUACUUCAUUAAAUAGAGAUACUCAAUCACAAGCAGAUGAAACAGAGACAGGAGUUGUACUGAAAAAAAUUACGUCUUACAAAAAUAUAAUUUACUUUCCAGAAAAUGAUAAAACUGAUUUUAUUGAUGAAUGUGAUCCUAUUCCUACUGAAGAAAGCAUUAGUACCGAAAAUCAGAAGGUAUCAAAAGACAGUAGUGGUGAAAUUGCUAAAAACAAAAAUGAAAAUGGAAAAGACACUAUAAAUAAGAAAAAGUCAACAAUUUCACCCAAAAAAAAUAUUAGAAAAGUAAUUGAAAUAAAAGCCACAUCAACAUUCAUGUGCAUGCACUGUCGAAAUAGAUUCUCAUGUUACGAAAAGUUAAAAGAACAUAUGACUUCGAACAAUGAUUGUAAAACUAAGAAACUCACCUGUAAAAUUUGUGGAAAGGUUUCAAAUGACAAAAAAUCAUUGUAUCAACAUACUGUAUCACACAAAGAAAAGGAAAUAUGUAUAUGUGAAGAAUGCGGUAAAAGUUAUUCAAACAUUUUUAGCUUGGAGAGUCAUAAAGCUAAUGUGCAUGGAGAAACAGAAGAAUUAUAUGGUAGUUUGUAUAAAUGCAAAAUUUGCAGUCUGACUUUUAAUAAAAAAAGAGAUUUAUUUUUGCAUGUAAAUAGUCACACAAAAGAGCAGGUCCAUUUAUGUGAUACAUGCGGAAAAUGUUUUUCUGCAGCAGAUAAUUUAAGAGCCCAUUUACGAAUACAUUCUGAGAUAAAACCAUUUGUUUGUGAAAUUUGUGACAAACAAUUCCGAACAAAAUUGGCAUUAGUGCAACAUUCUUAUAGUCAUUCAGGAUAUAAGCCAUUUGCUUGUGAAGUUUGUAAUAAAAAAUUUAGUAAAAAAUCUUCGCUCACAUGCCAUAUGAAGCGUCAUACAAAAUAA